GGGUACAAAGUGUGGACUAGAGAGAGAGAGAGAGAGAGAUCUGGGAAGUAAGUGAGUGAGUUCUUGAAGCCAUGGCAUCCAAGCUGUUACUGAUUACGGUCUUCAUCCUCAAUGUCAUUGCUUUUGGGCUUGCUGUUGCAGCUGAGCAGAGAAGAAGCUCUGCAAAGGUCGUUCAGGAUACUGAGGUGAAUUACAACUACUGUGUCUAUGAGUCAGACAUAGCAACUGGCUACGGGGUUGGUGCAUUUUUGUUCUUCUUGGUAGGUCAGCUCAUUAUAAUGGUGGCAAGCCGAUGCUUCUGUUGCGGGAAGCCAUUGAGGCCUGGAGGGUCAAGAGCCUGGGCAGUUAUCCUUUUCAUAAUCUGCUGGGUAUUUUUCUUAAUCGCUGAGGUGUGCUUGUUGGCGGGUUCGGUGAGGAAUGCAUACCACACCAAGUACAGGACCAUUUUCAGCGAAAGCCCUCCGGAUUGCCAGCAACUAAGAAGGGGAGUUUUCGGUGCAGGGGCAGCCUUCAUUUUCCUCACCACAAUUGUUUCUGAGUUCUACUAUGUUUGCUAUUCCAGAGCCAGGGAAAGCUUCCAGCCAUACGGGGGAGAGGCUGCUGUUGGUCUCGGAACCUUCAAAUGAUUUCAUCGUCAUCAGAAUCAACGCAAUAGAUGGACAUAAUCGUCAUUAUAUUGUAUUAGAUCAUUUGACCAUGUCUGGACUCCCACAUUUCAUGUUUUUAGUUUCAAAAUGAUGUAUUGAAGGGUUUGGUUCAGUUGAGUUUGUAUUUAGUGUGUAUUAGUACUUUAUAUUUUUUACACUACCGUUGAAUUUUUUUCUCUGGUUGUCAAAUAUGGUAUUAAUAAUAGAUAAAUCAUUGCUUGUAA
Molecule: messenger RNA, 871 nt
Organism: Pyrus x bretschneideri (Chinese white pear)
Lineage: Eukaryota; Viridiplantae; Streptophyta; Magnoliopsida; Rosales; Rosaceae
Exons: 3
Coding region: 72-626 (184 amino acids)
Source: RefSeq, a predicted model, not a curated record